AUGGUCAUGCCGGGUCGCAUGUACGACAUGCCGCUGACGUGGCGUCUGACGUUAGCAUCAGCUCCCCGCGGGUCCAACGGUGCUACAGCUGCGCACCUCUUGGCGCUGCUGUGCAGCUCCCGCACACCGCCCGACUGGCCCCUGAGCUUGACAGGGCGAUAUGUGGCAGGGCAGGAACACACCGUGUUCGGGUACACGAACACCUCUCUAGGGAAGAAUGGAACUUAUCCCUACGCCGUCGGCCAUGUCUCCAUCGCCUACCCUACUGCGAUGCGGAAAUGGCACCGCCUCCGGAAUACGGACGGAGUUGCAGUGCAGCAGUGCACCCGAAGCCGCAGGGCCCGGCCCCACGAGCACUUGCACUCGGUACAUUUCGAUGCCUGCUUUAAGCUAAACCUGCUGUCCCAUAAGGGCUACGUUUCUGGCUACACACAGCUAGGACGGCCCCGUUACUUCUUGCCCAACGCAUCGAUACAGCAGGUGCUUUUGGAUGGUCAUGCGUCACAGCAGAUUGGUGUGACGCACUGCUCGAACUUCGAUGCUGACAAGUGGGUCAGAGAGAGUAUCGAGUUCUUGGGGUUGUCGUGUCACCCCACCAAGUGCCAGUGGGAGCCGUCGCAGUCAGUGUACCACUUAGGCAUUACGAUCAAUACGGCAGCUGGUGUGUUUGAGGUGCCUAAGCAGAAGCUCGCCAAAUUGCGGCGGCUGGCGAUCGGGUUGCGGAUCACGGCAAAGAAAAAUCGGCGUCUUGUCCAGAAGCCUGGCACCGCUGUACAGUACUGGUGGUCCGAUAUCGCAUGCAGAUGGGGCAAGUCAUACGCCAAGUGGCUGGAAUGCCAGACACCAGACCUGCAGGGGCUGGGCAGAGGCAUGCGCCCACUCAUUCCUCCCUGGCACCGAUGUGCUCACAGGCAUGUCGUAAGGGAUUUACCGGCAAGGUUGUGGCGAAUGCGGACUCAGGCUGAAGCUGCCCUGGACAGUGCCAGACACCGCAUCUGUGUCCCUGGGGCUGCGUUGGAGCAGAAGGGCGGUGAUGCAGCUGUGGUACAGCAGUCCCUCCAGCAGCAGCCUCGGCAGCUGAAAGCAGCUGACAUGGUGCCUGCCAGCCCAGCGGCUGAGUAUGCUCGCUCUUCAGAAGCUGCAGCGGGAGGGCACCCUCGAUGCCAGCUCUGA
Volvox carteri f. nagariensis is the source of this 1173-nucleotide messenger RNA. RefSeq lists its product as uncharacterized. The coding region runs from base 1 to 1173 and encodes 390 amino acids. Lineage: Eukaryota; Viridiplantae; Chlorophyta; Chlorophyceae; Chlamydomonadales; Volvocaceae. The record is from RefSeq and is a predicted model, not a curated record. The transcript is spliced from 10 exons.